CCAUCGAGAGUGAGAGAAAGUUGCACUUUUGCACUUUUGCACUUCUACUCUGCCCUCUGCCCUUUUGCACUGCAUUUCCAACAACCCGCCGCCUCUUACGCUCACUCCACUCACUCCGCCACGCCUGCACUAAUCCUGCAUCUGCGCGUCCGUGUCUUGUGUCUGUCUUUCGUCGUGUCUGUGUCUCGUCACCCAUCCAACUUUUAUCGCUCCGCUUGUCAGCUCGCUCAACUGCCGCCAAUCCCUCAAACCAAUCCUUCUCCCAAAACUUCCUUCCUACCAUUCUUGCCUCGUUUACUCGUGCAAAUACCGCUCUCUACUUCUUCCCGCCCUCGCCUUGCCUCUAAACCCGGCGCUGAUGUCGGUCGUCUAGAAGUUUUUAUUCUUUUUUUUUUCACACUUCUCGCUUACCGCUCCGUGGUUCGCGCGCCCUCACUCCGUCCCCACCACAUCAUGCCGAAAGAGAACAAGAAGCGCGGCCGCCGCGAGGAGAAGAAGAGGAAGAGAGACGAUGAAGACGAGGAUGUCGAGGCUGUGCCUCGUACUAGAAAGAGUAGAAAGUCUGCCGACGAUGCUUUUGCAGUGCAGCCCUCGCCUGCUGCCACCCAUGACGUCGAUGCUGCCAAACCUACAACCGAAGAAAAUUACUGGGUCGGACAGCUGGACGAGGAAGAGCAGGAGUACUUUCGUAGAGCUAGCGAAAUGCUGGAGCUGAACCAGUUUUCAAAUCCAGAGGAGCGCAUGCUCUUUCUGGAGAACCUGCACAAAGAAGUGCACGGCAAAGAAUUGAAGAUCGCCCACAGCCAAGGCUGCUCAAGAUUGAUGGAACGACUCAUACAACUGGCCACUCCCGCUCAACUCAAGAGCCUCUUCCAGACCUUUAUCGGAAACUUUUUGAACAUGGUACAGCAUCGAUUCGCAUCCCACUGCUGCGAGGCCAUAUUCAUCCAUUCUGCCCCAGUUGUAUCACACGAGAUGCGUGAGGGAUCUAAGACUGGUGCGCCAUCGGAUCCAAACGAAGUCUACGUCACCAUGGAAUCGCUCUUUCUCUAUGCUGCAAACGAGCUGGAGGCCAAUCUCGGCUAUCUAAUCACCGAUCGAUACGCAUCCCACCCGCUGCGUGUCUUACUGGUCGUCCUGUCUGGCAUGCCACUCGAGCCGACAAGCCGACGCACCCUGUUACACAGCAGAAAGAAGGAGUCUAAUGCAGUUGCCCUUGGUGCCGAGAACACUGAAACCGUCACACCCGAAGAGCGUGUCGUCCCGCAGCACUUCCUGGACGAAGCUCAGAAGAUUAUCAAGCUCAGUAUCUCAGGGCUCGAGACGACGUACCUGCGCGCCCUUGCAACGCAUCAGACCGGCAACCCCAUUCUACAACUGCUACUGCAGCUCGAGCUCUCCAAGUUUAGCAAGUCAAAAGUCGCCAAAGAUGGUGAGACUCUCUUUCGUCGCUUGCUACCCGACGAUGACUUCACAGAAGGCUCCGAGAGCGAGAGAUUUGUCAAAGGCUUGAUAUACGAUCCUAUCGGCUCCAGACUUGUCGAAACGAUCGUAGAACAUGCACCUGGAAAAGUGUUCAAGUCACUGUACCGCAGCUACUUCAAAGACCGAAUAGCUCAGCUAGCUCGCAAUGACGUUGCUGGCUAUGUUGUUUGCAAAGUGCUUGAGCGUCUGAGUAAAGACGAUCUUGAAGAGGCUGUCAAGUUGGUCAUACCACAGAUACCCUCUUUGGUGGAACGUAAUAGGACGUCUGUGAUCAAGACACUUAUCGAACGCUGCGUCGUACGCGACGCCGACACGGCCAGCCUUGCGACAGCGCUCGAAGCGUCAUACGCCGGCAGCAAUGGAUUCGAAAUUGCACGUCUGCUCAAGCUCAGCGAAGUCGCUUCCGAGUCAACGAUGUCAUCGCCUCCGCCAAAGGCGUCGCAACAACAUCGUGCGCCAACGUCAAUGCCAGAGCGUCUCCACUCGUCUCUCCUCGCUCAGUCCAUGCUUACAGUGCCCGGCACGUUGUCCGAUCUUGUAUUCGACUCUCUCGCUCGGCUGUCUACUCCACUGUCAAUUGCCCUCGCACGUGACCCGAGUGCAUCACGCACGUUGCAAGCAGCCCUCAAGUCACCAUCGGCGUCCCUCAUCUUCCGCCGCAAGAUGAUACAACGGUUCUAUGGCCAUAUCGGCGAGAUGGCACUUGACCCUUCUGCAUCGCACGUCAUCGAUGCUGUAUGGGCCGGCACAUCUGGCCUAGCUUUCAUACGUGAACGGAUCGCCGAAGAACUGGCCGAAAACGAAGCCGCUCUCCGCGGCUCCUUUGUGGGUCGCAAUGUGUGGCGAAACUGGGAGAUGGAUCUGUAUAAGCGACGCAGAGAUACAUGGGUGAAGCGAAGCCGCCAAGGGGCUGGUAACGAUGGCUUCAUGAGCUUCCCGGAGAAGAAUGAUGGAGCCGCAGAUGCGAAGGAAGGGACAAAGAAGCAUAAGAGUGCUCUGGAAUUGGCGCGGGAAAGACAUUUUUUGGACAAGAAGAAGAAGGACAAGGAGGAGCAGAAGAAGCAGAAGAUUGGGAAGGAGCAAGAAUCUCAGCCUCAGCCACAGGAAGCAUCCGUUUCUUGACACGAUCGCUACUACAUUCAUUCAUUCCGUACCGUCUUUCAUUCUAUCUCCACUCUGCCGCCACCAGCGCGCAGUUUUAACGAGUCGUUCCGCCCGACGCGGACGGAUCUGUUGGGUCAUGUGUUUGUCGAAUUUCACGCAUCUGCAUGGCCACCGGCGUUCUACAAAACUGUCACCAUACACAGAGGUAACCUGGGAUUCACCUAUCAAAAAAUCAAUUCUUUAUUUUUAGUUUUGUUCAUAUUCGUGAUCUGAUGCUGUCAUUGCGCCUCAGGCUCGAAAGGAGCUUGUUGUUUCGUUAUACGUGGCCGGGUGCUGAUCGACUGCAUGGAAUCUGUAGACCCUACCUAUGGUAUCAGUGACGCUAUAGGCACACAAUACACUCGUCUUUUAUGUCGGUAU
Pseudovirgaria hyperparasitica is the source of this 3009-nucleotide messenger RNA. RefSeq names its product rRNA processing protein Nop9. The record is from RefSeq and is a predicted model, not a curated record. The coding region runs from base 454 to 2607 and encodes 717 amino acids. Gene Ontology annotation, biological process: endonucleolytic cleavage in 5'-ETS of tricistronic rRNA transcript (SSU-rRNA, 5.8S rRNA, LSU-rRNA); ribosomal small subunit export from nucleus; endonucleolytic cleavage in ITS1 to separate SSU-rRNA from 5.8S rRNA and LSU-rRNA from tricistronic rRNA transcript (SSU-rRNA, 5.8S rRNA, LSU-rRNA). Gene Ontology annotation, cellular component: 90S preribosome; nucleolus; preribosome, small subunit precursor. The transcript is spliced from 2 exons. NCBI's taxonomy places the organism in Eukaryota, Fungi, Ascomycota, Dothideomycetes, Acrospermales, Acrospermaceae. Gene Ontology annotation, molecular function: RNA binding.